UCACAGUGUAAGGACGUGCGGAGAGGAACUCUGUGCUCCAGGUCCCUGCACCCAUACUACUCGACCAGUUCAGAGUUUUUUUCUCAGCUUCCGGCACAGGACCCAGCAUUCUUGACCAGGGAGAGAGUUUAGUAAGAUGAAAACCCCUGGAGCUCAGUUUUAUGAUUGGAAGAUUGCAGAGUAAGGUUGCAUUUGAAUACUCAGUGUACACCCUGAGUCCUGUAUGUAUCUGCAGGUGGAGAACUCCUGAAUUCAAACCUUGUUCAGUGACAGUUGGAGUUAGAUUUGGUCCCAACCGUUAGUAGUAUAUUUUUAUAUAAACUAUAAAAGAUAUAAACUGGUGAAUUUAGUCUGAACAGUGAUUAUAAAGAGUUAGAAACUAGUUCUUAUUCUUAUCCCAGGAUUGAGUGUUUUUAAAAUGAUCCUGAGCCUAGUUCAAAUAAAAGUGUUCAGUCUCAAGCUCUCUAAAACCAUGACGAUACCAGAUUUUCUGAAUUAACUCAGUGAAAGCAGAGAAGAUAGUUCAAAACUUGAAGUCCUUCACCUUCCAAGAGGAAUUAAAAGUUAUAAACUCUUUGAAACCAGUUAAAAGUUAUGAUCUCUAUAAGAGCAGUUAAAAGUUACGAACCCUAGGAGAGCAGCUAUAUGUUGUGACCUCUAUAAAAGCUGUAAAAAGUUAUGCAUCCUAUGAAAGCAGUUCAGAGUUAUUCUAUGUGAGCCACUGAAACGCUGCUCUUUAUGAACAGCUGAAGUUCUCGAUGUAAGCAGCUGAAGUCCACUACAUGAGCAGCUAAAGUCCCAUAUAUCAGCUAAUGUCUCCAAUGUGAGCAUAUCUAAAGAAUGGUAUGGAGGACCUGUAUGGAAGAACGCAAGGGAACCCUGUCCCUGCUCAGGAACCCAAGUUUUAUAGAACAAACUUCGGACGCAUAACUCCCAGUGAUUUAAACAGAUCAAGACAAGGACGAAUAUCUCCUACAGAGACAAAUAAACCUCGUCCUGGUUUCUCCGGUAGAAUGUCUCCAGAUCUAAACCGAUCCCGGAUAUUCUCCGGGUCCCUAGCUCCACAGGAGGGUUCUCUAGCUCCGGGUACUCGACAGCAAGCAGGACCUCAGCAGCCUGGUCUUCUAAACAUUAGUAGCCAUAAUAGCUCUAAAAUAUCUUCAACAAACUCCGGUGCAACGUCAAGUCAAACAAAGACGACCAUGGAUUCAUCUCAUCAUGAUCUCAACAGUACACAAAUAUCUCCAAUAUCUGCUACUAGAAAGGCUCUCUUGGAUCGGUUAAACGGGAGCCAGGUGACCAACCACAGCCAGUUGAACGGAGGGACCCAGAGAAAGGAGAAGAAACCGUUGUCGAACCUUCUCCUGGUCUCUGCUGAUACCGGAGCAAGGGAGAUGUUACAAUCCCUCGGCCUUCUCUGCAUAGUUUCUCUUCUACUUGCUCUACUCUCUUUAGUAUUCCUUCUCAAGAUAUCUCCGAUGCCAGAGCAAACUGAAACCAGACUUCUUACUUUAGGAGAAUAUAUAACAGUGUAUGAGGUAACACUAUCUAUGUGUAUUCUGACUCUAUGCUUGAAUCUAUCCUGUCUUCUAGUCUGCUCUAUACAGUUCCUGUUUACAGCUAAGCUGGUCAAAUCAAACCAGGGAAGAACAAGGAGUAAUAAGUAUUUGAAGAAAGCAGCAGUCACUCGUGUUUGUGCCAUAGCAGGAUUCUUCAUUUCUAUUCCACUAUUCCUAAUAGGCAAUAUAUCUAUUCCACUAUUCCUAAUAGGAAUUGUUUUGUUUACGUUUAUUCACUUUAAUUCUACCCCUGCCAUCGUUACAUCCAUCGUUAUCGGUAUCGGCAUCGUAUUCUGUGGAGGAGCUGUUGUACAUAAUGUUUUUAUCUGGCAGAGGGAGAGAACUGUAACCCGGAAGGAUACAACUAUACUUAGUACUAAAGGUCGGGGAGAAACCGGCGGACUUGCGCAACUUAGUCAUAUUACUCUACCACACGCUACCUUAGAUCUCAGUAAUGGAUUAAAUGGAACUCUUUCUUCUAGAGGAUUAGAACUCUCAACUCUUGUUUGAGUAGAGGCUUAAAGGAUUAGAACUCUCAUCUCUGAUUUAAGCAGAGGAUUAAAUGAUAAGAACUUUUAAGUCUCGUUUAAGAAGAGGAUUAAAGGAUUAUAACUCUCAACUCUGGAUUAAGCAGAGGAUUAAAGGAUUAGAACUCUCAACUCUGGAUUAAGCAGAGGAUUUAAGGAGUAGAACUCUAAACUCUGGUUCAAGUCGAAGAUCUAAGAAUUAGAACUCCUAACUCCUGUUAAAGUACAGGAUUAAAGGAUUAGAACUCUUAACUCUUGUUCAUGAAGAGGAUUAAAAGAAAUAACUCUCAAAUUCUAUUCUCAAGUAUAAACAGAGCAUUAUAUAAAGCUGGAACAUCAUUAUCAUUAAACUUCUCUACUCCAACUGAAGUAAAAAGAGGAUUAAAUUAUACUUUAAACAUCAUGAGGAUUAAAGUUCUCUACUUCACUCAAACAUCAUGAGGAUUAAAGCUCUCUACUUCACUCAAACAUCAUGAGGAUUUAAGCUCUCUUCUUUACUCAAACAUCAUGAGGAUUAAAGUUCUCUACUUCACUCAAACAUCAUGAGGAUUUAAGCUCUCUACUUCACUCAAACAUCAUGAGGAUUAAAGUUCUCUACUUUACUCAAACAUCAUGAGGAUUUAAGUUCUCUUCUUCACUCAAACAUCAUGAGGAUUUAAGCUUUCUACUUUACUCAAACAUCAUGAGGAUUAAAGUUCUCUACUUCACUCAAACAUCAUGCGGAUUAAAGUUCUCUACUUCACUCAAACAUCAUGCGGAUUUAAGUUCUCUUCUUCACUCAAACAUCAUGAGGAUUAAAGUUCUCUACUUCACUCAAACAUCAUGAGGAUUUAAGCUCUCUACUUUACUCAAACAUCAUGAGGAUUAAAGUUCUCUACUUCACUCAAACAUCAUGAGGAUUUAAGCUCUCUACUUUACUCAAACAUCAUGAGGAUUAAAGUUCUCUACUUCACUCAAACAUCAUGAGGAUUUAAGCUCUCUACUUCACUCAAACAUCAUGCGGAUUAAAGUUCUCUACUUUAUGUACUCUAAGUCUAGAGAAUGGUUUCUGCUGAACUGAAAACAUACAAGCUUAAGUUCAAAGCUUCUCCCUCAACUCAAAAGAAUUAAGUCUUUGACACAAACUCAAAUUUUCUAAUUUGUAUAUCUUUGCAAACUUAUGGUGUAAAAUUGUAUACUUCAAACAAAAUUUUAAGAUAGAAUUCAUAGUUUGAAAUAUCUAAGGUCUACGCCAUCUAACCAAAUAUUACAUUCCUGACAUAUAUUUGUAAUCUUAAAUUUAUGCAGUUCUGUAGCAAGAAUCGUCAUCUUAUUCCCAUUAGAAAAAUCGGUUUGUUCGAAUGUGAAACCAUGAGCUUAAAUAUUCCUGGUGUCUUGUACUUGUACAUAUAUAUAUCUGUAUAUGUACAAAGUACAUAAAAAGCGUUACGUUUUACAUGAUUUGCUUUUAACUCCGGCAGCUAAAAUCGAAAUAGAUAAAUUGUACAAAAAGUACAGAUUCAUCCAGAGCUUUAAUUUUAAAACUUAGUUUGGAUGAGGUGUGCUUUUGUUUCUUGUUAAACUAUAUAAGGGGGUGCAUUGGCUUAAAGCUGAAAUACCUUUUUACCGGCAUAUUUCAGAAGUUGCCUAAUGCAACAUCAUCAAAUUGCUGGGAUUGAAUAGCUUUGGUUUGGAAAAUUCUUUGCUUUCUCCUGCAAAUUAAAAUGAUCAAAAAAAGACGGACCACGUUUUGGAAAUGCUGGGCUAAAGGUUGUGGAAAGAAUGCUGCAAAUUAUCUUAAAGGUAGAAGACGAUCUUAAAUUUGCCUUUUAACAGCCAGGUCUAGUGGGACCAUCUUGAGAUUGCUUGUAAACGCAGGAUAGAAAGGCUUGUCCAUGUUUAUAACUUUUAGAAAGUAAAUUUAAUUUUGCACAAACAAUAAACACAAAAGUUCUUACUGAUAUGAACAUGAACAUGAACAUGCAAGACCUAUAUCAUUACAUUUUUUAAAACCAUUUUUCAAUCAUUUUUGGUACCUGUAAAUCUUAAUUACAACCUAGAAUUUCAUUUGUUUUUUUAGCGCUAAAAAGCUUUUUAUUUGGCUGUGAUGUACAUAUAAUCAAACCUGACGUACAAUGUACAUAAUCAAACCUGUAUAGAACAGAUAAACAUGUACAUAUGAUAAAUAUCUGUAAACAAUAUUAAAUUGUUGUUACAAAUAAAACUAAAUUACAAAAUUCCUUGAAAAUUGACUUUUCUUGACGAAUUUAUUUUCCUAAUUUUUUCAU
Eurytemora carolleeae is the source of this 4353-nucleotide messenger RNA. RefSeq lists its product as uncharacterized. The transcript is spliced from 10 exons. Bases 846 to 2069 code for a protein of 407 amino acids. The record is from RefSeq and is a predicted model, not a curated record. Lineage: Eukaryota; Metazoa; Arthropoda; Copepoda; Calanoida; Temoridae.